Molecule: messenger RNA, 459 nt
Organism: Fusarium venenatum
Lineage: Eukaryota; Fungi; Ascomycota; Sordariomycetes; Hypocreales; Nectriaceae
Source: RefSeq, a predicted model, not a curated record
AUGAGCUCAUCAGGGGCUAGGCUUCCGCUUAGGGCGGGAGGAGCCUGCGUUCGCUGCAGAAAGGGCAAGACUAAGUGUGUUUAUGAGAAUGGGAGACCGCCUUGCAAGAAUUGCUCGAAGGGAAUGCAUGAUUGCUAUCUACCAUCUGAGAGCCUUCAGCAUCACGGAGGAGGAAGCCCAGCGCGACAUGCCAGCCAUCCUCAUCGCCCCCGCGACAAUGUUCCUACUGUCGCCGCACCUACUGCUGAGAGACAGCCUGUCGUGGGUGCUGCUCCAACGCGUCACGCUCAGACGGGUUCCGACAAUAACCCAUUGUCACGGUCGCCUUCCAAGCGGUUUGGCGGACAUCGUUCUCUGCUCUUCUCUACCCCGGGUGGAUCGGCAGACUCGCUUCACUCGUCUCAUCAUCAGACUCUCGCGCUUCAGGCUUCAGCCUGCCCCUCAGUCUUUUCGUCCUAA